Ceutorhynchus assimilis (cabbage seed weevil) is the source of this 5332-nucleotide messenger RNA. The record is from the annotation of a GenBank genome assembly. NCBI's taxonomy places the organism in Eukaryota, Metazoa, Arthropoda, Insecta, Coleoptera, Curculionidae.
GAAAAAGAUAAAGAUAAAGCUGAAAAGGAGAAAGAAAUGGCAGAUCGAAACUUUUACUUUCAAAUUAGUUUUGGUAAAGACUAUGUAAGAAGAUUCGAACUAUGCGGUAUAGGCGAAACAGAAACAAUGGUUUGGAUGCACGAGUUAGAAAAAGCGAGUUUCAGCAAACAGCAUUUGGAAAUGCAAAAAGUGACAGCGAAGCAUUUGCAUAUCAUACAAGUUGUGGAAGCAGAACAAACAGCUAAAUGGCAAUUUUCUUUGCACUGUGAAGACUUAUACGCUGAGAUGAGAUUUUUACGCGAAGAGCUGGCUCUAAUAAAAAGACAAAGAACUGUUGAACGUAUUAUUUGUAACAUGGUCCAUACAUGUAUGAACGUUGAAGAAUCAGGAUGCCUUUGCUGCCUAUACGAAGACUUACAAGGCGAUGAAGAAAAAUUGGCCAAACUGAGAAAAGUGCAAAGUUUCUUCCGUGGAUGGUUAUGUCGCAGAAAAUGGAAACAUAUUGUUGAACAGUAUAUUAAAAGCCCCCAUGCUGAACGGCUCAGAAAACGGAACAAUGUGGUAUUCCAACUAGUUGAAGGUGAAGAAGAAUAUAUUCAACAAAUGGAAGUAUUGAUAACUUGCUUUUUGAGGCCAUUCAAAAUGGCUGCGUCUUCAAGGAAACCUCCGUGCACUCAUGAUGAUGUCAAUUCAAUUUUUUUGAAUAGCGAGACUGUUUUCUUCUUGCAUCAGAUUUUCCUGAAAGGACUUACUGCUAGAUUAGAAAGCUGGCCUACAUUGGUUUUAGGUGAUUUAUUCUCCAUGCUUCUUCCUAUGUUAAAUAUUUACCAGGAAUAUGUCCGGAACCAUCACUAUUCCUUACAAGUACUAACUGAAUGUAAGCAAAACCAACGAUUUGCCGCAACUUUGAAAAGAUUAGAAUCCAAGCCGAUGUGUAAUGGCAGAUCUUUGGAGACAUUUUUGACUUAUCCUAUGCAUCAAGUUCCAAGAUACAUUAUAACCCUUCAUGAACUUCUGGCUCACACUCCAUUUGAACAUGUCGAAAGAAAAAGUUUAGAAGCAGCGCAAGUUCAACUUGAAAAUCUAUCUAAGCAAAUGCACGAUGAAGUCUCAGAAACCGAAAACCUUCGGAAGAAUUUGGCUGUAGAACGAAUGAUUGUUGAAGGAUGCGACAUUUUAUUAGACGUCAAGCAAAUUUUUGUACGACAAGGUACUUUGAUACAAAUUCCUACAGAAAAGCAAAAAGAAAGAGUCACUUUCAAAGGAUUUAAAUCAUCCAGUAGGUCAGAUAAAGAAGUUGUGAGACAGUGCUUUUUGUUUAGUUACCAUUUGAUUAUCACUACCAGGGGCACCGAUGGAAACUUGCAUCUAGUGCCAAAUGUUGGAAAAAUACCCAUGAGUGAUGCUAUUUUAAUAGAAGAGCCAAAUGAAGAGUCUACCCUUGACGGACCAGGCGAAUCUGCUUCCUCAGUGACAACUGAACAAAAUAAUUCUUACCAGGGUAGAGAUUUCAAAGUUGUUCUAGACAGCAAAAAUUUGGUGGCCCCGCUUUUAAUUCACCUUGUGGCUCCUACAGUAAGCGACAAAGCAGCAUGGAUUUCUGACAUAGCUGGCUGCAUCGAUAAUGCUCAAUUCAGUGAAAUUUGUAAGCCAAUGAUGGCGGAUACUAGCUCGAUUAAUCUUCCUCAGUAUAUAAGGAACGAUCCAAGAUUAUUCCAUGAUGAACCAGACAUAAAAUUCUCAAAAAUACUUAAUUCUUGCAAAAUACCACAGAUACGUUAUGCUACACCUGAUAGGCUUUUGGAAAGGCUUACUGAUCUCCGAUUUCUAUCCAUCGAUUUCCUAAAUACAUUUCUUCUGACCUACAAAGUGUUCACUGACGGAAUUAAGGUGCUAACCGCUUUAAAACGUGUUUACUAUGCUAGCGUGGAAAAAGAAAAAGAGAGAAUGGCAGUUGCGGAGUAUUUGCAAUGCAAGGAAGAAAAUUCCUUGCAAAUAUAUGAGGAUUAUAGAAGAAGGAGCAGUGUCAUGCAAUUUCCUCCGAGGAGAACAAGUGGAGCAAGCUCAGUAUCAGGCUACUGCUCUGAAGCUAGCGAACGAGAUCGAUCGUUCAGUUACGAUUCACAAGGAAAAUUUCUAAGAAAUAUUCUUCUUUCAAAAUAUGAAGAUGACAUGAGCAGAAGACCUUCAACUGUGCAACCUACGCCGGAAAGGAAACGAAGUAUACCCAAAAUGAUUUCUAUUAAAGUUAAUUCUUACGAAGAAGCUGAAGAAGAACAAGAGGAAAACAAAUUUCUUACCAUCCCAAAAGUUGAGGCUUCAAGCAGUACUGAUACUUUGACAGAUAUUGGUCCAGAUCCAUGCGAUACUUGUGGUCAGGAGCUUCCAGUGGACAAACUCACGUUAGAGCAAAGAAGACGACGUGAUAAAGUCGAAGAAAAAAAGGUGACUCGUAGAAAGUCAGAAGAGCGUAAAAAAUUAGAUCUUAUUUCAAGAGACCAGCCUUCUACGUCACAAGAAAUAAGACGUAAAUCUGACGUGGUUGCAGAAAGAAAGAAAUCAAUUUUAUCUGAUGACGCUCGUAAGGCUUUAACAGAAAGACGCAAAUCGGAAAUACCUGAAAAAAUAAGAUUGGAAGAUCGUCGAAAGCCAGAAUUCAUAGAAAGAAGAACAAAAGGGCAAAUUGAUGAUCGUAGGGGACCAUCAACAUCAUCAGACGAUCGAAAAAGGUCUUCUUUGUCACUGGAAGAUCGGAAAAGAUCAUCUGAAGAUAGGAAGAGACCAAUUGAAGAUCGAAAAAGAUCUUCCCUUAUUUCCGUAGAUGAACGAAAACGUCCAUCAAUUGCUACUUCUGACGAUCGAAAACGGUCAUCGGUCGAUAGUGGCACAGCGUUAAAGAUAUCCGAGGAGCGAAGAAAAUCUAGCGAAGACGAAAAAAGAAAGAAUAUUUACAGACACAUAUCAUCGCCUAGGUUGGAAAGAAAAACAGAAAAAAGUUUUUCAUUUGAAAGUGACACACAUCCAGAGGAUAAGCAAGAAGAUUCAAUAGAUAUUGAAGACAGGGGAGAAGAAAGACCUAAUGACAUUGCAAAAAUGUCUAUCGCAUCCGUACAAACUUCAACUCAACUAAUCCUGGGGUUUUUUCAAAACUUCUAUCAACGUUCCCAAAAAGAAGGCGAAAAACGUGAACCACAAUCCAGCCGAUCUACAACUGCAAGAUCGAGUUUUCAGCAUGAAGCUGCCUCUAAGUCUCCGAGUAAAGCAGGUGUUAUUGUGGGUGGAACUACGCAAGCAAAAAGAAGAAGUAGUUCGUCUUAUGCUAGCACAGCUUUCGCUAUAGCCACUUGUGCAGCUGAUAAUCCAGUAGCGGUCCAGUUUCAACAGAAACAAAUUCCACCUGAAGAUAAAACAAAGUCUUUGGAGCAUAUAAUAUCAACUGCUGCGACUAUGAGGGUACUAAACGUUUUAAGGCAUUGGAUUUCUAAGCAAGGUAAAGAUUUUGAGACAAAUAAAGAACUUAAACGGCAAACUAAAGAAUUUUUGGAAGAAAUUCGUACUCAUCCCAAUCUUACAUCUGGAGAACAUAAGUCAGCUGCUCAGUUGUUGAUUCUUUUGGAUAAGCAAGACGAAGAGGAUAAGCCGACUGUUGAUUUGGUCAAACUUUUGCAACCGCCACUAGAACCAAGUAAAGAACGAAUUGAGAGCCUCUCUGCUCUAGAAAUAGCAGAACAAUUGACAUACAUUGAUCAUCAGAUAUUUAUGCAAAUAGCUCCUGAGGAGUUGAUGGGACAUGCCUGGAUGAAAGCCGACAAAGAACAGCGAGCUCCACAUGUUGUGAUAAUGACCAAAAGAUUCAAUGACGUUUCUCGAUUGAUAUCUUCGGAAAUUCUACGGAAACAAGACUUGGCCGCUAGAGCCGAGACAAUUGAGAAAUGGGCUGCAGUGGCUGAUAUUGUCAGAUGCCUUCAUAAUUUCAACGGGGUUCUUCAGAUAUGUUCUGCUUUCACUAAUGCUGGAAUUUUUCGAUUGAAAAAUACGUGGGAUAAAGUUUCUAAAACGGCAAAACAAUCAAUCGAGAAGCAUCAAAAAAUAGUUUCUUCUGAUGGACGAUUCAGGGCACUUCGUGAUGCCUUGCAUAAUUGUGACCCACCAUGUAUUCCAUAUCUUGGAGUGUAUUUAACAGAUUUGUCUUUUAUCGAAGAAGGAACUCCGAAUUUUGUUGAUGACAAUCUCUUAAAUUUUUCCAAAAUGAGAAUGAUUGCUCACAUUAUCCGUGAAAUUCGUCAAUACCAGCAAACAUCAUACAAAAUUGAUUUGGUGACGCGGGUCUCAAAUUAUUUAUUGGAUACGUCGCUAAUGAUGAAUGAUGACCAAAUUUAUGCAGAAUCUCUAAAGAUAGAGCCGAGACAGGCAAGGCUCACGUCUCAGUCAAGCAUUGGAGGAAUGACUCCUUGGUAAAAUGGUUCUAAAUCAGCGAAGCUAUGAAAAUAAUUAUUCAGUUCGUUAAUAGUUACACCUAGUAAUUUUGUUCAACAUAGAGUAAAAGAUUGGGGUUCCAAGAUAUGUUAAUGACAAACAUAAACUUUUGUACUCCUGUCUUACUGAAGCCCUGAAGAAGCCAAAUGGAAAUAAACAUUUUUGGGAUCUCGUUUUUUAAGUUUUAACAAUGUUUGAAAUUAAUAACCAGAUAAUUGGCAAAUACCUACCCAAUAUUUUUUUCAAUUAAUAAAAAGAGUAGGUAUAUAAAAAACUACAAUCUUCAGUUUCAUGGCUCUGGAAUUUGAAAAAAGUAAUUGAUUUUGAAGGUAAAUAAUAUGGCUUGUUAUCAAAUCCAAGUCUAAUUAGAGCCAGAUUGGCAUGGUCCAAGUGUGCUUGGAAUAAGUAAACUUGGAAGCUGCGCGCGACUCACUUGGAUGAUACUUGGAUCGUAUCAACUGUUAAUCCAAGUCCAGUUGGAUAGGUCCUCCUAACAGUAAAGUUCGCCUUACGAGUCUAGAACUAAGGAAAGAAUGCGGAUAAAAAAAUUGCAAUAUUGCCUAUUUGACUUCCAAUAGAAAAUACCCUAAUAUUUAUCUAUGCUACACACCUACAUUUAAAAACGCUGCGGGCACGCCUAAGACAGGCAGCAUAAAGCUCGAAAUGAAUGGCGUUAUUCCCCCUUGCCCUUCAGACGUCGUAGUGCUAGACUCGUAAGGCAAAGUAUAAGUAGGUUGUGCUUGGAUUCUGUAACGAAUAGAGAUAUUUUCUCUAUCUCUAUAUUGACGUCCCUUCUCUAUUAAUUUCGAAAAGAGAGAAGAAGACAGCAACUGCCGUAGCGAUAGGGAUAACGUCC